Molossus molossus (Pallas's mastiff bat) is the source of this 4422-nucleotide messenger RNA. RefSeq names its product phosphatidylinositol-4-phosphate 3-kinase catalytic subunit type 2 gamma (gene PIK3C2G). Gene Ontology annotation, cellular component: phosphatidylinositol 3-kinase complex; plasma membrane; cytoplasm. Gene Ontology annotation, biological process: cell migration; phosphatidylinositol 3-kinase/protein kinase B signal transduction; phosphatidylinositol-3-phosphate biosynthetic process. The record is from RefSeq and is a predicted model, not a curated record. NCBI's taxonomy places the organism in Eukaryota, Metazoa, Chordata, Mammalia, Chiroptera, Molossidae. The transcript has 32 exons. Gene Ontology annotation, molecular function: phosphatidylinositol binding; 1-phosphatidylinositol-4-phosphate 3-kinase activity; 1-phosphatidylinositol-3-kinase activity. The coding region runs from base 1 to 4422 and encodes 1473 amino acids.
AUGGCGUAUUGCUGGAACGUGGAUCUAAAUCCCAGUGAAGCACACAAAGGGCUGCAGGAGCACCAGGAAUUGCACUCUGCCAAUCAGUCGCUUUCUCCCAGCCAAGUCAGUCUGGGCUUUGAUCAACUAGUAGAAGAAAUCAAUAAUAAAAUUCCACUCUAUCAGAGUGAAAUAGAAGAAAACACCAUUUUUGUGCCCAGUACACCAAAGCAUUCAUUAGAGGAAACGCAGCAAAUAUCCUUGAAUGAAUUUACGUCUAAAAGCUCAGAACUCUCCUGUCACCAAGAUAGGAAAACACCAGUAAUUGGUUUUAGGCCAUCUGCGCUACCAAAUCCUCAAAUCAUGAAUAAAGAAAGCUCUUGGGGAAACCCCACAGGAAAAUGCCAUGAUGCUGGUGUUUACAUAUUCAAUAUUUUAGCUCCAUCAUCCACUAGUUCGGAUCAAAUUAAUGCACAAAAAGAACUGGAAAAUAAAAAUAAUAACUACCAUUUAGGAUUUCAAAGUAACAUUUCCUCUAUAUAUCCAUCCUUCUCAACUGACUUUAUGCCAAAAGAAGAGAAUAAAAGAAAUAGAAAUACAAGUACUGUGGAACCUUUCCUACCCAGGAUGGGGGAAAGUUCAUGGCCAAAGAGCACAGAGCUGAUAAGCUGUUCCAUUCAGCUAAUUGAAGUACCUCAAGGCAGUAAUACAAGUCUGGCCUCCUUUUGUGACAAAGUAAAAAUAAUCAGAGAAACCUAUCAUGCAGCUGACAUGCAUUCCAAUUCGGGGAAGAUCUGGAGCACUACGACAGCAUUUCCAUACCAACUCUUUUCUGAGACCAAGUUUAAUAUAAAUAUUUGUAUUGAUAACUCAACACAGCUACUUCAUUUUAUGCCACACGCUAAUUAUCUUGUCAAAGACCUAAUUGCAGAAAUUCUACAUUUUUGUGCAAAUGACCAGUUAUUCUACAAAGAUUGUCUUCUAAGUGUAUGUGGCUCUGAAGAAUUUUUACAGAAUGAUCACUCUUUGGGGAGCCACAAAAUAUUUCAGAAAGAUAAAUCUGUUAUUCAACUUAAUCUGCAGAAAAACAGGGAAGUUCCAGGAAAGUUAUCUCGAAAGCAUGAAGAUGACCACAGUCAGUUUUUUCUGAACCAACUUCUUGAAUUUAUGCAUAUUUGGAAAAUAUCCAGACAGUGCCUCUCAACAGUAAUAAAAAAAUAUGACUCUCACCUGAAAUACCUAUUGAAAACCCAGCAAAAUGUGGAACAUAUUAUUAAAGAAGUUAAAAAUGUGUGCAGUGUUCUGGGAUGUGUGGAGACCAAGCAAAUCACAGAUGCUAUAAAUGAACUUAAUCUAAUUCUUCAGAGACGAUCGGAGAAUUUUCAUCAAAAUUCAGAGACUUCAACAAAAGGCUUGAUAGAAAAAGUGACAACUGAACUAUCCACAUCCAUUUACCAGCUAAUUGAUGUCUAUUGCAGUAGCUUUUAUGCAGAUUUCCAGCCUCUAAAAGCACCUGAUACUGUUUCCUGUGUAAAUCCUGGACUCCAUUCCCACCUUAGCUUCACAGUGUAUGCAGCUCACAACAUUCCAGAGACCUGGGUGCACAGCUAUAAAGCAUUUUCUUUUUCCUGUUGGCUUACUUAUGCCGGAAAGAAGCUAUGCCAAGUGAGAAACCGCAGAAAUAUUCCAGUCAAAAAAUUGUUUUUUUUCUUGGUCAACUGGAAUGAAACGAUCACUUUUCCUCUGGAAAUAAAGUCACUUCCAAAGGAGUCCAUGCUCACUAUAAAACUGUUUGGGAUUGUCUGUGCAACAAACAAUGCAGAGUUAUUGGCCUGGACUUCUCUUCCAAUGUUUCCAAAAGACAAAGUCAUUCUUGGGUCUGUGCUAUUUAGCAUGGCAUUACAGAGUGAGCCUCCCAUAGAAAUAAUAGCUCCAGGAGUGUGGGAUAUAAGUCAGCCAUCCCCAGUGACCUUGCAGAUUGACUUUCCAGCUGCAGAGUGGGAGUAUAUGCAACUUGAUGAUGAAGAUAAUAGAAGUAAUCUUGAAGAACCACCGAAAGAGUGUUUAAAACAUAUUGCCAGACUUUCACAGAAACAGUCUCCCUUACUCCUCUCUGAAGAAAAGAGAAGAUAUUUAUGGUUUUACCGCUUCUGCUGCAACAAUGAAAACUGCUGCCUUCCUUUGGUCCUGGGAAGUGCCCCUGGGUGGGACGAAAGAACUGUUUCAGAAAUGCAUACCAUUUUGAGAAGAUGGAAAUUCUCCCAUCCUUUAGAGGCACUUGGACUUUUGACUUCCAGUUUUCCAGAUCAAGAAAUUCGUAAAGUGGCAGUUCAGCAAUUAGACCAGCUCUUCAGUGAUGAACUACUAGACUUUCUCCCACAGCUAGUUCAGGCUAUCAAGUUUGAAUGGAACCUUGAAAGUCCGCUAGUGCAACUCCUACUACACCGCUCAUUGCAAAGCAUCCGGAUUGCCCAUCGUCUUUACUGGCUGCUGAAGGAUGCACAGAAUGAAGCUUAUUUUAAAAGCUGGUAUCAGAAGCUGUUGGCUGCUCUCCAAUUCUGUGCAGGAAAAGCCUUGAAUGAUGAGUUUUCCAAGGAGAUGAAACUUAUUGAAAUUCUGGGAGACAUUGGAGAAAAAGUCAAGUCUGCAAGUGACCCUGACAGACAGGAGGUACUGAAGAAAGAGAUUGGCAGACUGGAAAAAUUCUUUCAGUAUAUACAUACCUGUCACCUUCCUCUGAACCCUGCCCUCUGUAUAAAGGGGAUUGAUCGUGAGGCAUGUUCAUAUUUCAGAUCUAAUGCUUUGCCAUUGAAGAUUACUUUCAUCAAUGCUAAUCCAAUGGGCAAAAAUGUCAGCAUCAUUUUUAAGGCCGGAGAUGAUCUUCGUCAGGAUAUGCUUGUUCUGCAGAUUGUCCAAAUGAUGGACAAUAUCUGGCUGCAGGAGGGCCUGGAUAUGCAAAUGAUCAUUUAUAGCUGUCUAUCCACAGGAAAAGGCCAAGGAUUGGUGCAGAUAGUGCCCGAUGCUGUAACCCUAGCAAAGAUCCAUCGCCACUCUGGACUGAUAGGACCACUAAAGGAAAAUACAAUCAAAAGGUGGUUCAGCCAGCACAACCACUUAAAGGCGGAUUAUGAAAAGGCCUUGAGAAACUUUUUCUAUUCCUGUGCUGGCUGGUGUGUGGUAACGUUCAUCCUGGGAGUCUGUGACCGUCACAACGACAAUAUCAUGCUGACAAAGUCAGGCCACAUGUUUCAUAUUGACUUUGGAAAAAUUUUAGGUCAUGCACAAACAUUUGGAGGGAUAAAAAGGGACCGAGCUCCUUUUAUUUUUACUUCAGAGAUGGAAUACUUUAUUACAGAGGGUGGGAAAAACCCACAGAAUUUCCAAGAUUUUGUGGAGCUUUGUUGUCGAGCUUACAAUAUUGUCAGAAGGCACAGCCGACUGCUCUUGAAUCUUCUAGAAAUGAUGUUACAUGCAGGAUUACCAGAGCUAAGUGGAAUCCAAGACCUGAAAUAUGUGUACAAUAAUCUUCGUCCACAAGACACGGACCUGGAAGCAACAAGUCACUUUACCAAGAAAAUAAAGGAAAGUCUGGAGUGUUUCCCUGUGAAACUGAAUAACUUGGUCCACACACUUGCACAGAUGACAACCAUCGGUCCUGCCAAAUCUACUUCACAGAGCUGUCCCCAGGAAUCCUGUAUGCUGAGUGUGACCAGGUCAAUUCAAAGAGCAACAAUUUUAAGGUUCAGCAAGAAAACUAGCACUCUGUAUCUAAUCCAGGUGACACAGAGUAACAACGAAACGUGCCUGACAGAAAAAUCCUUUGAACAGUUUUCAAAACUUCACAGCCAGCUUCAGAAGCAGUUUGCAUCACUGACUCUCCCAGAGUUUCCUCAUUGGUGGCACUUACCUUUUACAGAUUCAGAUCACAAAAGAUUCCGAGAUCUAAAUCAUUACAUGGAGCAGAUAUUAACUGGAUCGUAUGAGGUUGCAAACAGUGAUUGUGUUCUUAAUUUUUUCCUCUCUGAGCCUGUGCAACAAACACUUGAAGAAUCAUCACCUUUGUUCCUAGGUGAGAAGUUUCCUGACAAGGUGCCUAAGGUACAGUUAGUGAUAUCAUAUGAAGAUGUGAAGCUGACCAUACUAGUGAAACACAUGAAAAACAUUCAUCUCCCAGAUGGCUCCGCGCCCAGUGCACAUGUUGAAUUUUAUCUUUUACCAUAUCCCAGUGAAGUCCGUAGGAGGAAAACAAAAUCUGUUCCAAAAUGUACUGACCCUACGUACAAUGAAAUUGUGGUAUAUGAUGAAGUCACAGAGCUCCAAGGACAUGUCUUAAUGUUAAUUGUGAAGAGCAAAACCACAUUUGUGGGAGCAAUUAACAUCCAACUUUGUAGUGUCCUACUCAAUGAAGAAAAAUGGUACCCACUAGGAAACAGUAUAAUUUGA